Lagopus muta (rock ptarmigan) is the source of this 1492-nucleotide messenger RNA. It is a transcript of the gene CCNE2, whose product is annotated as cyclin E2. The coding region runs from base 256 to 1479 and encodes 407 amino acids. NCBI's taxonomy places the organism in Eukaryota, Metazoa, Chordata, Aves, Galliformes, Phasianidae. The record is from RefSeq and is a predicted model, not a curated record. Gene Ontology annotation, molecular function: cyclin-dependent protein serine/threonine kinase regulator activity. Gene Ontology annotation, biological process: G1/S transition of mitotic cell cycle; regulation of cyclin-dependent protein serine/threonine kinase activity. Gene Ontology annotation, cellular component: cyclin E2-CDK2 complex; nucleus; centrosome. The transcript has 13 exons.
CCAGGUGAUGUGAGUCACUGGGACGAGGAGCUGUAUCCCCUAGCUUUUUGGGGGCUGAGUCAGGGAGAUGAGGGCUUGCCUAUGUGGUCAGCAACUGGCAGCAGGGCUGUGGAUAGCUCCUCGUUCAAGAGGCAUCAUGCUUACAGACCAGUGGUGAAGCAAUGCUGGAAAAUGUGAGGAAAGUGGGGCUCGUUAUCUCUCUGAGCUGCAGACAGGAGAUGGAAUGCAGGAGUAGAGAGAUCUUACCGCCCGAAGAUGUCAAGACGCAGCAGCCGACUGCAGGCCAAGCAGCAGCAACAGCUGCCCCUGUCAUGUCAAGAAGAGACUCCACGUGAGCUGCAGGCACCAGAGCAUCUCCAGACCAGAAAAAGGAGAACGGCAGAGCAGGAGAUUAAGAAGAAAGAAGAUGGGAAAGUUGCUAAAAAACAUCAAUAUGAAAUUAAGAGUUGUUGGCCGCCCGCAAUAACAGGAGGCAUCUCACCUUGCAUCAUCAUUGAAACGCCUCACAAAGAAUCAGUAACCACUGACUUCUCAAGGUUCAAAAAAUACAGGUUCAGAAACCUCUUCAUAAAUCCAUCACCUUUGCCUGAACUCACCUGGGGGAAUUCCAAAGAUGUGUGGCUCAACAUCCUGAAGAAGGAGAACCGAUAUGCUCACUGCAAACACUUCACUUCGCUACACUCAAGUUUGCAGCCACACAUGAGGUCGAUACUGUUGGACUGGCUUCUAGAGGUAUGUGAGGUGUAUGCACUCCACAGGGAAACCUUCUACCUAGCUCAAGACUUCUUUGACAGAUUCAUGUUGACACAGAAUAACAUUAACAAGAGCAUGCUUCAGCUGAUAGGAAUUACCUCAUUGUUCAUUGCCUCCAAACUUGAGGAAAUCUACGCUCCAAAAAUACAGGAAUUUGCUUAUGUCACUGAUGGUGCUUGCAGUGAAGAUGAUAUUGUGAGAAUGGAACUUAUUAUGUUAAAGGCUUUAAAGUGGGAACUCUGUCCUGUGACAAUCAUCUCCUGGCUGAACCUCUAUCUUCAAGUGGAUGCUCUGAAGGAUGUUCCAAAAGUGCUUCUACCUCAGUAUUCUCAGGAAAAAUUCAUUCAGAUAGCUCAGCUCUUAGACCUGUGUAUUUUGGACGUGAAUUCUUUAGACUUCCAGUACAGAACACUAGCUGCUGCUGCACUCUGCCACUAUACCUCAACUGAAGUAGUGAAGAAAGCUUCAGGCUUAGAUUGGGACAGCAUUUCAGAAUGUGUAGAGUGGAUGGUUCCAUUUGUGAACGUGGCAAGGAAAGUCUCUGUGAAACUGAAGCAUUUCAAGAAGGUUGCAGUAGAAGACUGCCACAAUAUUCAAACACACACAAACUACUUGGACAUGCUGGAAGAAGUUAAUAGUGGAGUAGCAGCUACUGCCCCAGGUCAGUUAUCACCUGUAUCAACAGCAGGAAUAAUAACUCCUCCCAAGAGCACAGAGAAGAAAUGAAAUUUGGACAGCA